CGCAGCUUCCGAUCUUCGAGCUCACUUUCCCAGCACUCAGGUUCCCGGCUUCCAUUCUUCUCUUUUCUUCCACACAACCCGUCGCGUCUCUUCCCACUGCUUGCGCAUCAUCUCUACGCAUCGAAGUAUCCUUUUUAGCUUUACGCGCAGCAAUUGCUUCCCCGCCCCGCUUUCGCGACUUCUCACGCAGGUUUGCGAAGCAUAACGUCAUCUCAUACCGCCAGCGCCUACUGAGCUGUAUCACACACAAUGACUGACACUGAGAUCCAACAAGGAGACAAGGUCUCAUGGAACUGGGGCUCAGGACAGCCCGGUGGUGAAGUUGCUGAGGUCAAGGACCAAGGCGAGAUUGCUAUCGAAUCAAAGAAAGGCAACACCAUCAAGAAGAACGCCUCACCUGAUAACCCCGCUGUUCACGUCGAGCGCUCUGGCAACGACGUCGUGAAGCGCGCUUCCGAACUCCAGAUCGACGAGAAGACCGACGGUGCCAACGGAGAACAAGCUAACGGCGACUCCAAGGAAGGCGACAAGGAAGCUGAGUCAGAAAAGACAGAGGACAAGUCAGCAGAGUCGGAGAAGAAGGACGACGACAAGCCCGCUGAAGCCGAGAAGAAAGACGAGGAAAUGAAGGACGCGCCAGACAGUGAGGAGAAGAAGGAAGAGGCGCAAACCAACGGCGACUCCAAGGCCGAAGAGUCCAAGGAGGAGUCAAAAGAAGAGGCCAAGGACGACGCGACAGAAGACAAGUCCGACGAGAAGCCUGCAGCCGAUGAGAAGGACGACGAACCCCAAGCUGGCGACAAGCGCAAGGCUGAGGAGUCGGCGGAUAAGACCAACGGCGCAGAUGCCGACGAGAAGCCCGCAGAGAAGAAGGCCAAGACUGAUGAGGCCGAGGCCGAAGACGAGAACAAGGACGAGGACAAGGAUGAAGCUGAGACAAAGCCCACUCCCAAGAAGGGCGGCCGUCCCAAGAAGGAGAAGAAGGAGCCUGCAAAGAAGAAGGCACCCAAGAAGGCUGCUACCGCCGACGGUACGCCCCGUCGCAGCGGCAGGACCAACAAGGCGUCGGUAAAUAUGGCUGAGGAUUAGAAUUCCCUUCCCAAGUAAAAUGGCAAUGGGCACGGUAUCGAACGCGGCGCAAAACUCGGAUGAGUUGGAACGGGCAGAGCAAGGACAACAAUGAUGGCAUGAACGGAUAUUGGGUGGAAAGGAAUCUGGAUUCGGCGCUAAAAGGGAUUGAAUCUUGGUAUCGUUCUCCUUUACUACGGUAGCAAUCUUGCUUUUCCUUUAGUCUAUUUUUUGUGUAACAGUACCAGUAAGAUGAAAAUCAAAAUCGAAAUCAACAGUACCUGUCAGCUUUCUCUUUGUGAUUUCUUGGUUCUUUGCGCAUGGUCACGGAAAUGGUACGUGGCAAAAG
Messenger RNA from Alternaria alternata, 1417 nucleotides. RefSeq lists its product as hypothetical. Lineage: Eukaryota; Fungi; Ascomycota; Dothideomycetes; Pleosporales; Pleosporaceae. The coding region runs from base 250 to 1089 and encodes 279 amino acids. The transcript is spliced from 2 exons. The record is from RefSeq and is a predicted model, not a curated record.